AUGGAUCCCAUCCGACCGCCAUUUAGGGGCCCUUCUCCUGGCUACCCAUCUCAAUGUGUUCGGAUGCCAGGCUGUUGGCCACAAGCUCCUAAACCUUUGGACUCAGCCCUGGGCAGUGCAGGACCUGCAGGCAGAGGCUAUGUAUUUGGAAAGCCAGAGGAACCAAGCACACAGAAUGGGCCAACGCGAAGGGAAUCUGUGGGUUUGGUCUCCAUGUUUCGAGGCCUGGGUCUCGAGACAGUGUCCCAAACCCCUCUAACACGAGAAGUACCUCCUUUAGGUAGAGGCAUUUUAGGUCGAGGGUUGUCUGCUAAUAUGGGGCGCAGGGACAGAGAAGAACCUCGUCCUGCUUUUCCGGAUCCUUCAGUAUUGGCAGCUGGGGACAGCAAGGUGGCAGAGGCCCUUGUUGGUUGGAAGAGAAUGCUUGGAAGAGGAAGUUCAGAAGCUUCUUUAUUACCAUUAGGAAGAGCAGCUGGGGGUAUAGGCAGAGGAGUGGACAAGCCUCCCAGUGCAUCCAGCCUCACUUUCCGGAAUCACCCGCGGCUGUCAUCACCACCUCUGCCCCAGUCCUCUCUCCACUCUCCAGAUCAUCCUCUGGUCCUGACUGCAGAGCACAAGGAAAAAGAGCUUUUGGUGAAGCAGGGAUCAAAAGGAACACCUCAAUCUUUGGGACUGAACCUCAUCAAAAUACAGUGUCAUAAUGAAGCAGUUUAUCAAUAUCAUGUGACUUUCAGCCCCAAUGUGGAGUGCAAAAGCAUGAGGUUUGGCAUGUUGAAGGACCAUCAAGCUGUCACCGGAAACGUCACUGCUUUUGAUGGAUCUAUUCUCUAUCUGCCUAUCAAGCUUCAACAAGUUCUUGAUUUAAAAAGUCAAAGGAAAACUGAUGGUGCCGCGAUCUGCAUUAAGAUUCAGUUGACAAAGAUCCUGGAGCCCUGUUCUGACUUGUGCAUUCCCUUCUACAAUGUUGUUUUCCGUCGGGUAAUGAAACUUUUAGAUAUGAAGCUUGUGGGGAGAAACUUCUAUGACCCUACAAAUGCUAUGAUACUACAGCAACACAGAUUGCAGAUCUGGCCAGGCUAUGCAGCUAGCAUCCGGAGGACAGAUGGAGGGCUUUUCCUGCUAGCUGAUGUCUCCCAUAAAGUCAUUCGGAACGAUUCUGUGCUGGAUGUCAUGCAUGUCAUGUAUCAGCAGAACAAAGAAAACUUCCAGGAUGAGUGUACAAAGCUUCUGGUUGGCAAUAUUGUUAUCACCCGAUACAACAAUCGUACGUAUCGUAUUGAUGAUGUGGAUUGGAAUAAGACUGCAAAAGAUAGCUUCACAAUGUCUGAUGGGAAGGAGAUCACAUUCUUGGAAUACUACAGCAAAAACUAUGGGAUCACAGUUAAGGAAGAGGACCAGCCACUGCUGAUCCACAGGCCCAGUGAGAGGCAGAAUAACCGUGGGACGCUGCUAAAAGGUGAAAUCCUGCUGCUGCCUGAGCUUUCCUUCAUGACCGGAAUCCCGGAGAAGAUGAAGAAGGACUUCAGAGCCAUGAAGGAUUUGACCCAGCAAAUCAACCUGAGCCCCAAACAGCACCAUGGUGCUUUGGAAUACUUGCUACAGAGAAUUUCAAAGAAUGAGACAGCCAGCAAUGAACUGACACGUUGGGGGCUCAGUCUGCAAAAGGAUGUACAUAAGAUUGAAGGACGUGUUCUACCAAUGGAAAGAAUUAACUUAAGAAAUACUUCAUUUAUCACGUCUCAGGAGCUAAACUGGGUUAAAGAAGUAACCAGAGACCCUUCCAUCUUGACUAUCCCCAUGCAUUUCUGGGCACUCUUUUACCCAAAGAGAGCAAUGGAUCAGGCCCGAGAACUGGUUAACAUGUUAGAGAAGGUAGCUGGUCCCAUUGGCAUGCGCAUGAGCCCGCCCGCCUGGGUUGAACUCAAGGAUGACCGAACAGAGACCUAUGUCAGAACCAUUCAGUCCAAGCUGGGAGUUGAGGGAAAGAUACAGAUGGUUGUUUGCAUCGUCACAGGCACACGAGAUGAUCUCUAUGGGGCCAUCAAGAAGCUGUGCUGUGUGCAGUCCCCAGUGCCCUCCCAGGUCAUCAAUGUUCGAACCAUUGGUCAGCCCACCAGGCUUCGGAGUGUGGCCCAGAAAAUUCUACUUCAGAUUAACUGUAAAUUGGGUGGUGAGCUCUGGGGAGUGGAUAUCCCUCUGAAACAAUUAAUGGUGAUCGGGAUGGAUGUUUACCACGACCCCAGCAGAGGCAUGCGCUCCGUGGUUGGCUUCGUUGCAAGCAUCAAUCUCACCUUCACAAAAUGGUAUUCACGAGUGAUAUUCCAGAUGCCUCACCAGGAGAUUGUGGAUAGCCUGAAGCUGUGCUUGGUGGGCUCCUUAAAAAAGUUUUAUGAGGUGAACCACUGUCUACCAGAGAAGAUCGUGGUGUACCGUGAUGGAGUGUCUGAUGGCCAACUAAAGACAGUUGCCAACUAUGAGAUUCCUCAACUACAGAAAUGUUUUGAAACUUUUGAGAAUUAUCAGCCCAAGAUGGUGGUAUUUGUAGUUCAGAAGAAAGUCAGCACCAGUCUGUACCUGGCUGCCACUGAGCACUUUGUGACUCCUUCCCCUGGGACAGUGGUAGAUCAUACAAUAACGAGUUGUGAGUGGGUGGAUUUCUACCUUGUUGCCCAUCACGUACGGCAGGGCUGUGGCAUUCCUACACAUUAUGUCUGUGUUCUCAACACCGCAAACCUGAGCCCUGAUCACAUGCAGAGGUUGACUUUCAAACUGUGCCACAUGUACUGGAAUUGGCCUGGUACCAUUAGAGUUCCAGCUCCUUGCAAGUAUGCCCACAAGCUAGCUUUCCUGUCAGGACAAAUCUUGCAUCACGAGCCAGCCAUCCAGCUGUGUGAGAACUUGUUCUUCCUGUGA
Cynocephalus volans (Philippine flying lemur) is the source of this 2913-nucleotide messenger RNA. RefSeq names its product piwi like RNA-mediated gene silencing 2 (gene PIWIL2). Gene Ontology annotation, molecular function: piRNA binding; RNA endonuclease activity; protein binding. Gene Ontology annotation, biological process: regulatory ncRNA-mediated gene silencing. Gene Ontology annotation, cellular component: P granule. Lineage: Eukaryota; Metazoa; Chordata; Mammalia; Dermoptera; Cynocephalidae. The transcript is spliced from 22 exons. The record is from RefSeq and is a predicted model, not a curated record. Bases 1 to 2913 code for a protein of 970 amino acids.